AUGCUCUUGAAUAGACUAAAAGAGAGAUGGGCAGCGAGGAAAGCCAACAACAAAGCAAUUGAUCCAGUAAAACGCGCCAAAGUCUUGCGCAUCACACAGAAAUCUGUACCCAUCUUGAGCAUACUCUUGUUUGUCAUUGGUAUUGCUUGGCUGCUGAUAUUACCUUAUGAUGGAUACAAUAAACGAACCUACAUUUCUGAAAACGCACUAUUACCUGGACAGGCUAAUUUAGAUUAUGGAUUCAACGACAUUCGCACUGCAGAAGACUACCGCGAUAAACUGAUGGAUAUCCAAGAUAAGGAUAGUGAAACGAGAGCCAAGUUCAUCCAUCAAGAAUUCAGACGUACAGGAUUUGUGUCCACGAUUCAACAGUUUGAGGUCAAGGGGAGAGAGCCAAAGAAGGGCGUGAAUGCAUUUGCUAUUAAUAGAGCUCCUCGCAGCGAUGGUAAAGAGGCACUUGUUCUGAGUGCAUCAUGGAAAUCAAGAACCGGAGAAUACAAUACCAACGGCAUUGCAUCCUUAUUGUCAUUAGCCAAGCUGUUCAAGAGAAACGUCUACUGGGCCAAGGAUGUGAUUUUGCUAGUGACAGAUGAGGGUACAUGGGGCACGCAAGCUUGGCUGGACGCUUAUCAUGGCACGACAGACGAAUCUGCCUCUGUCGUGAUGCCCAGAUCAGGUGCAGUGCAGGGCGUUGUCAAUUUAGAUUUCCCAGGCACCCAAGACUAUGAAACAAUGGGCAUCUUUUUUGAGGGCGUGAACGGACAACUGCCAAAUCUAGAUUUAAUCAACACCAUCGUAGCAGUGGCCACAAGAACCCACCCACCUAUUCGAAUCACGCUGCAUGAUACAGUCAAGCAUCCGUUUGAGCAUCAUGCGUAUGGUAACUAUGUCGGAUCGUUGAAUCACAUGCUGCAGAGCAUGAAGUAUUUGGUGCUGGGACAUCCAUCCAGCGACUCUGGACUCUACCUUCGCUACACCAUCGAUGCAGUGACCAUUCAUGGCAUUGUGGGCAGUGAGCAUCUGGGCCAGUUGUAUGGAUUCAACCGCAUAGGCAGACUGGUGGAAUCCACCUUCCGUAGUCUAAACAACCUGUUGGAGCACUUUCAUCAGUCCUUCUUCUUUUACCUGCUGCCUCAACCUGCUCGCUAUGUUUCCAUCAGUCAAUACAUGCCGCCUGUCAUUUUGUUUGCAUGUGCCUUGAUCUUCCAAUCGCUGGCUCUCUACUAUUUGGGCACGAAGCCAAUUGAACCAGAAAAAACGGAUGUUUCCACAGCGUAUUCCGUGGGCAAGAGACACACCUUGUUUGCAUUCACUGUGCUGAUUAUUUCGCAUGUGGCAGGCAUUGUGAUAUUCAACCUGAUGCAGCCUUCGUUUGGAUGGAAGUAUCUCGGCCAAUUCACAGAAACCGAGGCGAUCACUAUACAAUACACUACUUCAUCCGUUAUCGCUCUGUCCACAGUCGUAUUAUGCGUCAUUUGGAUCAGCACACAACCGGCUGUGGAGCACGAUGGCACUAUCCUUAAAUCACUCUGUCUUGCAGCAAGUGCAUUGGUGAUCGCAACCGUCUCACUCCUGAAUUUCACAUUAGGCAUUGCAACAGCCAUCUUGACUGUGAUACCCUAUAGCUUCAUUCGCCCCUCGUCGCAUGCUAUUGGGAAAUGUGUGCAAUCUGUCGUCUUGCUAGGCUUGAGUCCUAUGGGGUUGUUGUAUGUAUUCAGUUUGACGAGUGGACUGCCCCAAGUGGACAUCCUAUCCACACUCAUGCUGGAUUACCAAAUUGUAAGAUCCUGGUUUCUGACGUUUUGCUGCACCGUGUACUGGCCCAUGAACAUGGCCAUGCUUAUAUUGGUGUUCACACAGUCAUCCUCUUAG
Messenger RNA from Mucor velutinosus, 1872 nucleotides. RefSeq lists its product as uncharacterized. NCBI's taxonomy places the organism in Eukaryota, Fungi, Mucoromycota, Mucoromycetes, Mucorales, Mucoraceae. The coding region runs from base 1 to 1872 and encodes 623 amino acids. The transcript is spliced from 8 exons. The record is from RefSeq and is a predicted model, not a curated record. Gene Ontology annotation, cellular component: GPI-anchor transamidase complex; membrane. Gene Ontology annotation, biological process: attachment of GPI anchor to protein.